AAGAGUGAGAGAGAGAGAGAAAAGUUGAAAUUUUUCUUUACUUUUAUGUGUUACUCCUUCAAAAUGUCUUCGUUGGGGUUUUUCGUUUGUUCGUUCAAAGAAUGAUAUAUAAAGGGAUCACAAGAAUGGUGAUCAUUCGAAAACAAGUUCGUCAUUUUGAAAACAAUGAUCAUGAUGAUUUUCAAAUUGAAUUUUUCGAUUCUAGUGAUCACCACCAUCAUCAUAAAUGGCAAUGCUUUCGAAGAAUUCACUACAAAUUCUACGACGUUUGAUGAUGAUGAUGAUGAUAAUUCAACGACGACAACCAUAAAUUAUGAUGAUGCAAAUGGUCGAUCAUUAUCAUUAUCAUCGAUUGAAGAUCUACCAAGACAAGGACGUAUUAUUAAUGAUGAAAAAAUGUCAAUCAAAGGAUUCAUACCGAUUGUUGGUCUUUCAACAUCCGAAACAUCAUCAGAUGAUAAUCGUAAUAAGAAAAAUACCGUCGAACGAAAUAGUUAUGAUAAUCGGCCAGAAAUUGAUGGCGCAAAUAUUUAUGAUGAUCAAUCGUUGACGAAUGUUCAACAACAUCAGGCUGGUCCUGAAGAUCAACGUUUUAUUGGUGCUGCAUUACAAGGUUUGAUUGGAAAUUUUGCCAAUGGUGGUGGUGGUAUCGGUGGCAGUAAAAUUGGUUCGAUUCGACCAAAUUACGGUAUCAUUGGUGGAAAUAGUCCUGUACAGCGAAAAAGUGAUUGUAUCUGUGUUCCAUUCUAUAUGUGUCGAAAUGGUGUUUUAGUUGGUUCGAUUACUGAUCCAUAUAAUAAUCUUUAUCAACAACGUAAAAAUGAUCAACAACAACAACAACAACAACAAAUUGAUGAUGAUGUCUAUGGUGCAAUCAAUGAACGAAGUUUUGAUGGUAAUUCUAAUGCUAAUAAUAAUACAAACAAAUUUGCUGAAGAAAUUCUUGGCCGUAUGAUCGGUGUUGGUGGUAAUCGUCAAAUGGCCGAUAAAUGUGGCCUAUUACGAACCUGUUGUCAACGACCAUAUAAUUUAAAUUCAAAUUCAAUUCCAAUGAUUAUGAAUGAUCCACAACAAUUAAAUAUCGAUUAUAUUGACUCUGUUGUUACACCACCAUCAAUGUCUUAUAAUAAUGGUGGACAAUCUAUUUAUCGACCACCACAGCAACUGCCACCAUUGGAACAUGUUUAUCAUCAGCAACCAAUUAAAGCUGUUGUUAAUCGGCCAGCAUACAUUACAAGACCACCACCACCACUAUCUUAUCAUCAACGACCACCAAAAGUAAUCAAUUCGUUACAUAGUCAUUCGAUACCUUCAUUUGAUCUCGAUCAUCAUCAUCAUCAUCAACCAUCAAUCGCACCAUCAUUACCAAUACCAAUACGAAAUGAUCAUUUGCCAAGACCAAAUGCAGCAUAUCAUAAUUGUGGUCAACGACAAUCAAUAGGAAUCAAUGGUCGUGUACAGAAUCUUAAUUAUCAUCAAUCAUCAACGGAAUUUGCUGAAUAUCCAUGGCAGGUUGCCAUUUUAAAACGAAUUGGUCCAUCGGAUAAUCUAUAUGUUUGUGGUGGUGCUUUGAUUAGUUCCAGUUUCAUUAUUACUGCUGCUCAUUGUAUCAAAAAAUUCCAGGCACAUGAUCUAAAAAUUCGAUUAGGCGAAUGGGAUGUACAUCGUGAAGAUGAAUUCUAUCCAUAUGUUGAAAAGAAUGUGGAAGAGAUUUUUAUUCAUCCAAAUUUCGUACCACGUAAUUUGGCUAAUGAUGUUGCUCUAUUGAAAUUGGAUACCGAACUGGAUCUUAGCCAACAUCCACAUAUAUCACCAAUUUGUAUGCCACAAACAUUCGAAUCAUUUGCUGGUCAUCGAUGUUAUGUUGCUGGAUGGGGAAAGAAUGCUUUUGGUCAUCAAGGUGAAUAUCAAAGUGUUUUGAUGAAAGUUGAUCUUCCCGUAUUGGAUUCACGAAUGUGUGAAAAUCAAUUGAAACACACGAAAUUGGGUUACGGGUUCCGAUUAGAUCGAUCGAUGAUUUGUGCUGGUGGUGAACCUGGUAAAGAUGCCUGUGAAGGUGAUGGUGGUAGUGGAUUAGUUUGCGAAUCAAAUGGUAUAUGGCAAGUGGUUGGUCUUGUAAGCUGGGGUCUUGGUUGUGGUCAAGGUGGCAUACCUGGUGUGUAUACGAACGUCGCUCAUAUUCGUAAUUGGAUCGAUAAAAUUGUUUUGCCAUAUUAUGUCAAUCAUCACAAUCACAAUCAUCAUCAUCAUCAUAAUCAGAUCAUGAUCUCAAAACCCAUUCCUAAUUUCAAUGAAUUAAUUAAUGAACGAAGUUUAAAUGGAAAUUCAACCACAGAAAUACUCAAUAAUGACAAAACAUCACCAGUGAUGGUCACCAAUGUCAACAACAACAACAGUACCCAAUAAUGGAAAAUAAAUUGAAUUUUCUUUUC
Molecule: messenger RNA, 2432 nt
Organism: Dermatophagoides farinae (American house dust mite)
Lineage: Eukaryota; Metazoa; Arthropoda; Arachnida; Sarcoptiformes; Pyroglyphidae
Biological process (GO): proteolysis
Molecular function (GO): serine-type endopeptidase activity
Source: RefSeq, a predicted model, not a curated record